Messenger RNA from Anneissia japonica, 3491 nucleotides. Its product is annotated as protein inturned-like. The transcript has 15 exons. The coding region runs from base 259 to 3093 and encodes 944 amino acids. Gene Ontology annotation, molecular function: protein binding. Gene Ontology annotation, cellular component: cytoplasm; cilium. The record is from RefSeq and is a predicted model, not a curated record. Gene Ontology annotation, biological process: cilium assembly; vesicle-mediated transport; establishment of planar polarity. NCBI's taxonomy places the organism in Eukaryota, Metazoa, Echinodermata, Crinoidea, Comatulida, Comatulidae.
UUGGAUGGUACACACACACACAGUUCUGCGUAUUUGGAACAUCGAAUACAUUGCGGUUAGCGCUCUAGUAUUCUUAUUAUACCUCUAUGAAGCUGUCUCAUCUAAAAUUGUGAGGUGAAAUACAGGAGUGGGAAGAGAGAAGAGGUGCACCUUUUGGCUUUACAGAAUGUGGCGAGAAUCAACCGCACAACCUGGAAAUUUAUUUUGGUAGUGGUAGGCCUAGUUGACUGAGAAAGUGGACAUUGAUUAAGAUGAAUAAUGGCCUACAAAUAUAUUUACGAUGACUCUCAUGAAGGGUAUUACAAUCGACAGUACAAUGGUCGGAAUUUUGAUCAGCCAGGCCCAACAAGGAGAACAUUUUUAGAGGAAGAAAUCAGUGACUGUGGUAGCAGUUGCAGUUUCACAGGUUCAGAAUACUCAGAGUCUUCAGAGGACGAUGGUCUGGAGCCAGUGUGGGCAGGUGCUGUGCAGCCCAAAGGGGAUCUUUUUUAUAUUGACCCUGGUCAUGAUCUUCCAAAAAAAAUAACAGAAUCUCUACAAAGUAAUGGAACCCCAGAGCAAUCCAAAAACAAACUCCAAACUUUAAAGCAGAAAAUUGCACGACGCAAAAAUGCUGCUUUGUCAAAUCAGUUAUCAGACUUGAACCACAAUGGCACGGUCAUCACAAAUAAUUAUGCAAAAGUAAUGAACACUCAGCGAAAAUUGGUCCGAUUGAAUUUGACCUAUGAACCUUGUAAUGGUCAAACAAGACUAGACACUCUGUUGGGAAUUAUUCCAGGAAGAUUUUUAAAGAUGGCCAGCUCACCAGUGACAUCAAGAGAUAGAAUACUGAGAAAUGGCAAGAUGAUGGAUAUUGAUAAUAGGAUAAUGGUACAAGGACUGCUCCCCGGAGGUCCUGCCAUGGAAUCAGGUCAAAUCAAUAUAGGUGACUGGUUGGUGGCUAUUAAUAAUGUUGAAGUCGGACCGCACAAUCUUAACAGCAUCUUGGAUACAUUGUCUUGUACUUCUGUCGUAAAUGUCAUGAUAGAGACACUAGGAUAUGAGGGUGAGGAGACGUUCAUAAACCUUCCAACUCGAUCCCCUCCUGCAAGUAACUUGGUGAAGCUCAUUAGUGGUGAAAGACUUAACGAAACACAGCAGACACUCAGUGAUACACCCCAUGUCGUCAUGUUCCUGACCCUGGGGAAAGAGGACAAAGAUUCAGGAAAUGAAAUUUUGUUCUGUUACCCUGAAGGCAAUGCUUCGAAAAAAUUGAGUUCUAUCCAGGGAUUGUUUAUUACUCUGGGAGACAUGCUCCUGAAACUCACAGGUACCAAAGUAACCAGUUCUUCCAUUGUAUCGGAUGGUACAACCAUCCAUGUAGCCUACCACCAACAUGAGUCUGAGGUAAUGGUGAUUGCAAUGCCAUCUAAUAAGAUAUCAUGCGAUCAACUGAUAGGUGUGAUGACAGACACUGUCCAAUUGCUUAAAUAUAUGUACGGAUCUCUACCAAGGGCUUUUACAGAAGCGGACAACCAUCCAAGGCUAUGCCACUUAUUCUCAAUCCUUUUCAAACAACUCUUGAAUCCUGAUGUUGAAUAUGAUGCUAGGCUUUCCAGUGGCCAUAUCUUUCUCGAGCUUCUACCAGCUGUCAGAUGCCUCGAUUUUCCAGAGGAGCACAAGGUUAAUGUGGAUAGCUGCCUGUGUGAACUAGAAGCAGCUGAUUUUGCAGAGAUGUCAGAUGUUCACUAUGAUGACCGUCGCCCAUAUGUGAUCCUUGGAACAUGUUUAUACUACAAAGAUGUUUUACUAGCCAACCACUUGCCUAAUAAAGACCUUCUGGAUAUUAAUGUUUAUUGUCGUUAUUUUUGCUUGUUAUCAUUGGCAACUGAUCAGCCUAUGGGACAGCUCAUCAUCUGGAGGGAAGUAUAUCCAUCUAUGUCUAAUAUAUUGGAGUGUACAGGGUAUGCAGAACCACAUGGUCGUUACUUCCUGUUAAUCGUAGGCCUUAAACACAGUGUCAUAUGUAUGCUGCUGGAAAGUGCUGGUUGUACUGCAAGAGCUAUAGGUAACCCAAGCCCUGAUCCAUUCUAUGUAGACCAAGCCAGGGCUACACUACUGCACCUUGAAGCAAUUGGUAUCCCAAGAGCUUGUGAAGACAGAUUGACUGUACCACCCAUUCCAGCAUUAUCUUGUGCUGACUGGUUCUUCCCACUACCCCGUAUUACCAGCGAUGUAGGGACACCUUUACAAGCACUCCAGUCAUCACCAAUGCUAAGCAAACUGCACAGCCAGUCUCCAGCUAGAGGCCGUAAGUCACUUCAAGUUCAGACAACCAACAGCAGACGAAGCUCUUUGUCUUCUGGGCCGUCUCAAGGAACCCCAGCCACUAAAAGACAUAGUAUGCAUAAGGAUUCGGACAAUGACAGUGAAGCCAGCCCCAUGAACUCACAAGCCAAUAGCACUCAUUCUUCACCAAACACAGGUCGCAAGAUUGACCACCAGCGAAAAAACUCGGAUUUAUCUGGUGGAUCAGAAGGCAGUAGUGAGGUGUAUAGGAGUGGCAGAGAUCGACGAAUUAUUCCUGACCCGUACAAUCUAGGGGUAAUGCAGCAUCAACUUCCAGAUAUUGAACAAAAGGACAUCAUAUCAGCUACAAAACUAACUGCUGGACAUGAUAAUACACUCUUCCAUUUUGUUGAAUUGAAUACAUCUGAUGGGGUGAUAGUCUGCCCGACCCAUAGUGAUGUUGCUAUGCUUGGGGGAAUUCUGCAUCCUCAACUCCUGUCAAAUUUCCACCAGGCUUGCAUGAAAAUACGCAAGAUAUUUGCCAAGUCUUGGGAGAAAGCUCAGAAAACUGUAUCUAAUGAUGGACAUCACAUCUGCAACACUGUUGGUCUUGGAAGGGUAAAAGAAUAUGGUGUUAUGUUCCAGUGCAGUCCUCCCAAUUGGCCAGAACAACGCAAAGCCCCACCCACAAUGCAAUAUUGGGUUGUAGGACGAUUCAAUGGUGAGCAACAGUCGCGAGAGGUGUAUGUCUGCUAUCAUGAAUCAGCCAAUCAGAAUGCAGUAGAGCUUGCAUUCAAAUUAGCCUUUGGUUCUGGCAUAUUAUGAGAUUCUCAAUGAAGGGAAAACCAGUGAACUCAUAUGAGUUCUACUGUAUUUUGAAUUUUACUAUUUAUUAUUUUUGCAAUUUAUUUUUUUGCAUUUAUCAUUAAUUCAAAAAUAAAAACACUAUGCAAGUUAUUGUUUUAAUGAAUAAUUGAGAUGCAGAAUUUAAAAGGAAUCAGAAAUUGAUGCUAGUGAACAUAAGGUGCUAUUAAAAUCUGUUAAAUUUAAUUCAGUACAUAAUUUUAAUGAGUUAAAUUUUGAUUGAUCUUGAAGUUUCUGUGCAAUAAUAUAUCUUUCUCAUUUAAUAUUUUUGAAAUUGGAUGCAGACUGAAAUGGUCCUAAUGUAUUUCCUGUUUUGUUUAAUAAUGAAGUGUUUGUCAAUAAAGGGAAUGUAUCCAAUA